CUCUUGCGGAGGAGCGGGUGUCCAAUGGAGUGGCAGCGCUUAAGUGCGGUGGUGUUUCCUUGCGGCCGUGAGCGCUGGAGCUCGGUCACGGCAGUGGGCCGGAGGUUUCCCACCCGGUUGUCAGCUCUGGAGACACUAUCAAUGGCAAGUCUCACGCUGCAGGGAAGAUGCUGUAAUCACCGUCCAUUGGUAGCUGUAUCUGACCAACAGGGUCAUGUUAUCUGAGGAUACCGACUGAAACACCUGGUGCUUGUUUUCAGACCUAAAGAAGGGGGAGGGGGAAUGUGUUCACCAAGAGGUUCAGUGAGCAAAGUUCGGCUGUGAUUCUUGAAGAUAAAACAUACAGUUGGCUCCAAAUGACAACUACUGAGCAGAUAACCACCUGCCUUUCUGAACCAGUACAUCAUAUAGUCUGCCGCCUUGGGUUGGAAAGGGUGGAUCAUGCAGAUCUGGACCACAUUGUGACUGUAUCUGGGCAAAUCUGCUGGGAGGCUAUUACAUCCAACCUACGCAUGUCAGACACAGAAGAGCAUGAUCUGGAUUAUGCAGAAAGUGUGAGGCUACUGGGACCUGUAUGUAAAACUGUCCAUUCAUAUCUACUCUCACUCAGCACAAAACAGUUCAAUGACCAGUAUGGUGUUUGGUUUAUAUGGACAAACAACACAGAGUUGUUUAUUGAAGUGUUUGAAGCCAUCAAGAGUUCGCAACACACAACCAUAGCUCUUGGGUUGAUGAAAUUAACAGCAUACCUGGAACGAGCUUUGGGCAAUGUAUUUCUCAUGAUUGGCAAAGAUUGUCCUUUUCUCCUGAGAGACCUGUUGGCCUCACGAGAGCUGGCUACAGUGUUUGGGCAAAAUGCGAUGAAUGUUCUGCGUGUGUUCCUGGGGUCACCUCAAAGCUUAAAUAUCCGCAACAUCUUGUGGCAUGGAUUUGCAGCUCCUGCAGAAAUCCCACCCAUGUACACCUCUAUGCUGCUAUUGCUUACAGCUGGUUUAGGGCAGAUACUGCCGAGGGAUUCCAUGCCGCUCCAUCGACCUUAUUUCAGAUUGACACAGCUAGAGGAACUUGCUGUAUUUCCUGAUAUUAAUGAGGAGGCUAUUGCUUUGGCAGAAGACUUUAUUGGCAAAUCUGAUUUUGUUGUGGAAAUCAUGCUGCCUUACUGGAGAGAGGCAAUUGCAGCUUACAGAAAUCAACGGUACGUGGACUGUGUAAUACUACUACUACCUCAGCUGGAAACCGGACUCCGGAAAUUUUUCACAAUAGUUAAUAACUGUCCCAAUAGGCUUCUAACUGCAGAGUCUACGACACUUUAUACCACUUUUGACGAGAUGCUGGCGAAAUACCUUGAGAAUGAUAAUACAAACCAGCUUCCAACAGCCCUAGGAGAUCCUAUAAUGGAAAUUCUCUGGGAUCUUUUAAACCAUCAGGAGGGUCCGCGGAUCCGAGACCACUUAAGUCAUGGUGAACUGGAUUUGAAGAUAUUUCCUAAAGAAAUGGCCAGUCAUGUGGUAGCACUGGCCAUUGUUUUACUACAUCGUUGCUGCAGAAAUGGAAAUGAAAUUGCUAUAGAAAGCGAGUGCUUGAGAGCGAUCGUCAGUUCUACGAAUUCUUACUGCUCUCGGUUCCAUCCCAUUGGAAGACUUAAACAGCAGCUUCGACACUGCGUUGGCAGCCUACAAAAAUGGGAUGAGAUUCCCAGACCUUCAAUAGGGCAAGUUUCGGAAGGAUUAAGGUCUGAGUACUUAAGUCCAAGAGUACAAGCUAUUUCUGGCUGCCUCAUGGAGGAACUUGUUUCCUACUUAAUGAAACAGCUACAGCCAGUCUACAAUGAAGAACUGAAUACGUCGCAACAUUUGUUAGCUGAGGAGCAACUUCGCCUGGUAACCAAACUGCUGUCCUGCUCCAUUCGCACAUUGUAUUGUCCUCGGACUGUUUUGGAAGUGGUGACCCUGCUGAGGAAGGUGGUCUUACAGUGCCUGACUGUUUUCGAGCAGGUCACAAAUGGUGCUGUGACCCGCCAGCAACAGUGGUUGAGCAAAUCUCUGCGCUCGCGCCAGAGGCAGAAUUACCUUCGGAUGUUGGGCAGCAUUCAGUAUUUGCACUCCACCUUCAGCCUAAUCACUCUCCUAGUAACUGUGGAACUGCUGAACACAUGGAUAAUAAGUGAAAUCGAUUCUUCUGAAUGCCAUAAUUACUUGAAAUUCUUGAAGUCCUUGUUGCAAUAUGCAGAAAAUAUGGUGACCUACACAAGCCCAGAGAAAAAUAAAUGGGAUGAAACCUGGGACCUGACUGAAAAGAUGCUACUGAAAGUUAAAGAGUUUUACAACAGAUGGAAACAAUAAGCUAUGCAACAUGAUAGCUACAUCUGUGGAUGUAGGUUUACUUGUGUGAGCCUGGAGCAAGGAUUGAGAUAUUUUGUUGUGGAGGCCAGUGCAGUCAUGCUCAAACCUCUCCACCAGUACAUACUAAGCAUUGAUCAGGAACAGGAUCCCUAGAACAUAAUCCCCUUCCUUACUGGUCCUGACAUAAGAGGAGCUAAUUGAGCAAGGAUUAUGUACAGAUCAGAUCUAGAUGUUCUGGUCAACUUGCCUUUGUUGGUACAUCAGGUGGUGCCUUACAGAAUAAACCAUUGAAAGGGUCACAAAAAUUCAUUCUCAAUAGUUGCUGCUUUUACCACCCCUCCCCCCUCCCCCCCCCAAAAGAUAUACCUCCUUUCACCAGGUAGAGUUCCUCAGAUGGUCCAGUGUUCCAGAUUACUUGCAGUCAUUACUGGUGACUUGUAAUAAAGGGGUCAUCAUAUCACACAUGCCUCUCCCACCCGGGAUCAACAGAUAUGGAUUUCUGGGACAUUGAAUCCUUUGUAGAAUCUAUCCCGGUAACCUGAUUACAUGUGGAGUGAUUGCUGGGACUGUCUGAUUGAUAUGGCUUGGAUACUCACUGCAUAAACUUGGAGUUUGUGGAAACUUUAGAACUUAACUGCACCUUAAACCAAUGGUUAAUUUUGGAAAAAAAAAGUGAGUAAAAAUAACAUUACGUUGAAUUAAAAUUUUUUAUAAAUUGGUUAAGAUCUAUAAUUCUGUUUUGUUGGACAUUGAC
Messenger RNA from Pristis pectinata (smalltooth sawfish), 3096 nucleotides. Its product is annotated as endoplasmic reticulum membrane-associated RNA degradation protein-like. The coding region runs from base 357 to 2342 and encodes 661 amino acids. Lineage: Eukaryota; Metazoa; Chordata; Chondrichthyes; Rhinopristiformes; Pristidae. The record is from RefSeq and is a predicted model, not a curated record. The transcript is spliced from 19 exons.